AAUUAAGCUAAUGGAUCGUCACGAGACGAAGCGAACUCUAGAAGAAUAUCUUGUCAACGUGAAAGAGGCAGUUCCUCCGGCUCCCUACAGACUCUUUAUGAAAGUACUUAGAGCUGCAGUUGGAACUUAUCUCAUCAAUCGAGACGUCACCACUGGGACCUUCGAUCAGAGAGAGUUUAACUUUACAGCUGUUGACCAUGCGACCUCUAAAGUUCGUGAACUGGUCGACUUUCUUGGUUUCAAAGCAGUCACUUUGGUAUAUCUGCAGUAUCUUGUUUCCCUCUAUGCUCCAUGCAUGUGUUGUACGUAUGUACAGGAGAACGGCUUGUGUCAAGAAAUGAUUAUAGCAGAUCAUGAAGUAAGCAGACCGUGUCUAGUAGUAUUUGAUGAACUGAGUACCGAAGAGUUGGCGUGCACAACGUGUCCCAAUGUAGACGAUCUACUGCACAUCAGCAGCGUUCCUUUGCUGGUGGCUCAUCUUGCCUGUAACUAUCACUUGCGUUUUGAGCACUUUUUAUUGACAACUCGUGACGACUUGAUGCCAGUUUUGCAAGAAGAUAUACUUGCUGCUGGCCAAUGUGUUGAGCAUCUUACUGCAAAGAUGGGAGUGAUGUUGGAGGGUAGUGAAUGCCGUCUGUCUUGGAACAGAUUGGAGCAAGCGGCACAGGAGCGUUUUGCUGGUCAUUCCCUAAACGACCAAUUAGAGAACAUGUUUGUUGAGCAUGCAAAGCAACUCUUACAAGAAAUACGUCUUAAAGUGCCGACAGUAAUAGCGGAAAUUCUUUCUAAAUUGUUUGAUUUACACAGAACAGCUUCAAUUGUUGGUCAUGACAAGCUUCUUGUUGGAGAGGACCUCAGCAAUUACUUGGAUUGUUCAGACUUUAUUGGUUUUGUUUGUCCUACCGAUCGAUUUUCAUCGAGCAUUGCUGUUUCAAAGGCUCUCCUCAUGAAGUCACUCGAUAGCUCUUUGACUGCAGUCGAGAUGCGCAAUGUGGCACAGGCUGUUAUAUGGCAAACACGAAAUUUUAUCUAUCAUUUUGAACCAGAUAUGAUUGUUUCAGCAGACUCUCUGCCAUUGACUACUCUUGAAAGCAAUACUCUCACUACAUCAUCUACUACUGAUACCACAAAUGAAUCAUCAGAAGAAGAAAGUGCAUCUGAAAACAUUUAUUCAGCCAGCGUUUACCCACCUGAAACUCAACCGUCGGUUAGAGAGGCGAUGGUUGCAUUGCGUGAGUCUGUUGGUGCAUACCCGUGGAGGUUGUUCUUGAAAUUUGUGCGCAAAUCUGUUGUGGAACACAUGAAAAACAGCGACAGCGCAAAAGCGUCGAUUAACCCUCGUGAUUGGAAUAUAUCUGCUGUCUAUUUUGAUAGUCACCUUGGACGUCAACUGAUGGAGCGGAUUGGAUACCGAGAACUUGAUUGGGAAAGUCAAACAGUAACUACGCAUGACUUGAUCAUGUCGAAUGUUGGACAACAUGGAGACCAACUUGCUACAUUCAAACAGCUGGCAGACGAAGAACUGGCUUCGACAGAAUGCCCGGGCGUCGAGCAGUUUAACGAAAUCGGUAGCAUACCGUUGUGGGUUGCGCACUUGGCUUAUAAUUUCCUCGUUCGAGUAGGGCUUACCAUUCUAACCGUCGACGUCCAGUUGUUUGAAUUAGUGAUGGAGGACAUUCACUGUGGUUUGGAAUGCAUCGAAUAUCUUGCAUUAAAGUUGAACAUCAUGGAGCCCGAAAGUAGCUGCCAGCAAGUGUGGCAUAUAACCAGACGAGCAAUAGUAGCAUACAUCGAUAAUCGAGAGAAGGAUUUUAUGGGCGAAGUAGAGAGUCACUUGGAGUCAUUUUCAAAGCAACUAUUGAGUAAACUUUCGACGACAGUACCUUAUUCACUUGUUUGUAUUUUCAAUCAUAUUUGUGUUGUUGCAAGUGCUGCUCAGACGUGUGCGUCAGGAGAAAUGCUCGAUGCAGACGAUGUUGCUUUCUUUUUGGGAAGUUUUGAUGACAUGCCGUCUCGUUGUAUGUCAGAGAGAUACGUUGAGAGUGUAGAAAGGAUGCGAUGUUUACUGUUGAAGUCGUUCGACGAACGUCUCGCCUUAGGAGAUGUGUUGAGAAUAUCGGAGAUCGCGGUGUGGCAGUUGAGAAAUUUUCUUUACCAUUUCCGGUCUCAAAACGUGUUCGAUUCGCAGACAAAUCCGUUGUGUGAAGAAAGGCUGCUCAUCACAGGAGGCGGCGUCGUCGACGCUGAUGUGUCACGCGAAGAUCAUGAUGAGAAACAAGAUGUGAGUGAAAAGACGGAAGACGAGAAGACGGACGAGGACGACAGCAAACCUGCUGAGAGUAAAAGUUUAGAAUUAUCAAAACAAGUGAGGUUGUCGUCGUCGUCAUCAAAUGCAAGAGAAAGUGCAGCAACAUAUGAUGAAUUGCAGUCUAACGAUCAGGAAGAUAAUGGAGAAUUGGACGAUUGUAAUUCAGUACUCUCAAUAACUACAGAUUCGUUACAAGAGAUUCGGAGUUGCUUGGCUUGUUGUCGUAGUAGGAAAGAAAUUGCGAAGCUUGAGGCGGAUGUUUGUUGUCUUAUCUCUGCGGAUGUGCGUAAGCACAGAACUCUGGAAAAUGAUCUUCAAGAGUUGCAGUCAGUCUUGUUGCCUCAAUCUGAACUGCCGGGCGUUGUUUGUGCUGCUUUGAAAGAGGAAAUAAAGGAGAAAACGUCCUUACUUGCUGACGCGACGGAGCGGCUCACCGAGUUAGAUCACUUGAUGACGCAUGCGCUGAGAUUAUCUUGCACUCGUAGUUGCACGGUGGAGCAGUUAUUGGCAACGGUGGACGCGUCCAGGGUUUUAGACGUUGUUUUGAAGGCAAGCCGGACGGAUACAAUCAUUUUCGACUUGCUUUGCGGUGUAAUUUAUUUGUUAUCCGCAAACGAAAUUCGCAGCAUCGCCUGUCACAUGGGGAUGCAAGCAGAUCUCAGCGUAGAUAAUAUUGUUCGACUUGUCAAGCGGCAAACUGGCAGCAAGCGGUAGCUAUGCUGAGUCUGAUUAGUUAUGGUUUCAUGCAACUAUAAGCAAUGACGAUCAGACCAAAAGCGAAAUAUCUAGACACAGUAACACAUAUGCUAUCGCAAACGCCAUACACACUCAACUGCUAGAUGUGUACUCUAGAUGGGAGCUUGACUUACUUACGGUACUUGCAUGAUUUGAAUGUGCUGGCAAAGUUUAUAAAUUUUUAGCGGCCAUUUGCAGUAAAAAGUGUAAGUGUACAACGAUUGUAGAUGACUUUAGAAAAUACGAUUAAUA
Messenger RNA from Corticium candelabrum, 3295 nucleotides. RefSeq lists its product as uncharacterized. Lineage: Eukaryota; Metazoa; Porifera; Homoscleromorpha; Homosclerophorida; Plakinidae. Bases 11 to 3022 code for a protein of 1003 amino acids. The record is from RefSeq and is a predicted model, not a curated record. The transcript has 8 exons.